AUCGACUUUGCUCUGUAUUCCAUUAGCACAAGCAUUUGAUCUAUAACAAGGCCUCUCUGCACCGUCAGAGUUCGGAUGAAGACUCUUCGGAGUCCAUUAGUCUGUGUACUGGACCCCCUCUUCACCUGCCUCAGCAGAGCUUUAGACCAGGUCCUCCAAAAGGCGGCACUCUUCACUGGCUCCCCAUCAAAUUCAGAAUCCGAUUCCAGGUUACUGUGAUCACUUCGACAUGGUGACUGGAGCAGGUCUCUGAGGGCCUCUGAUCAGGGUGUGCUGGUUGCUCCUCGGUCCAGGAUUUGGAGUUUGGACUAGUUUUUCUGUUCAUCUGUCUGUCUGUAUGAAGGAUGCGUGUCAUUUCUUGUGUGAAGCGCUUUGUGACGUCUCCGCUAUAUAAAUAAAGUUUAUUGGCCUGUUGUUUGCUUGCAGACUUGGAUCAAAUGUUUUGAACAUAUGCUGCAAUUUCAAGAGAAUUUGAGAACAACAAAGAAAAGAACAGGGAGAACUUAUACCAGCUGAUUCUUUACUUAAGUAAAAGUAGAAAUACCGCAGUGUAAAAGUCCUGAAUUCUGCUUUUCACGUGACGCUGUGCUAUUAGAUAUAUUAUUAUAUAUAAUUAUUGUGCUGGAUUUUAAGCAACUGCGGCUGGAGUUUUACAGUGUUGGGCAGUUCAAUGCUCAGUAUGGCAGUGUGUCCUCAUUUACAGAGUGAUCACAUGUUUUCUGUGUAAAAUGCUCAUUUGCACAGUCAGCACUUCUCCAGCUGUCAGAAACAGUUGGAGUGGAAAUAUUAAGUACAAAUGCCACAGGACGCCACUGCAGGACCGCGGUUCACUUCAGUGCCUCUGGAAUGUGGCUCUGUUUCGUCAUGGUUUUCUGUGUGUCAUCUUAUCUGGUUGAAAUUGGCCCAGCCUUAAAUAUUCAGAGUCAAGGAUUUGGCAUUGAAGGAGCUGCAUAAAAGCGCGGCCCGCAGCAGCUCCGGGCCUUCCUGCAGAGGCCUCCGCUGAACCUGACCCCCCUGUCAGGGCGCUCUGCUCCGGACAUGGCUUGGUUUCUGUGCCUGUGUGUGCUUUUGGCCGUGGGGCUGGCUUUGUUGGCGCGGCAGCUGAAGCUCAGGAUGUCUGCGCCUGAUGCCCAGGAGCUGGCCCGCCUCCCGGCUCUCCCGGCUCUCCCCCUGAUCGGCAGUCUGCUGAGCCUGCGGAGCCCACACCCUCCUCACGUGCUGUUUAAGGGGCUGCAGGAGAAAUACGGACAGACGUACUCGCUGAUGAUGGGCUCCCACUGUGUCAUCAUCGUCAACCAGCACACACACGCCAAAGAAGUCCUGCUGAAGAAGGGAAAGAUAUUUGCAGGAAGACCCAGAACUGUAACCACAGAUGUUCUGACCAGAGAUGGGAAAGACAUUGCAUUUGGAGACUUCAGCGCCACCUGGAGGUUCCACAGGAAAAUAGUGCAUGGAGCUCUGUGCAUGUUUGGAGAGGGCUCUGCCUCCAUCGAGAAGAUCAUCUGUGCAGAGGCCCAGUCUCUAUGCUCCGUCCUGUCUGAGACCGCAGCUGCUGGACUGGCCCUGGAUCUGUCUCCUGAGCUGACUCGGGCCGUCACCAACGUCAUCUGUUCGCUUUGCUUCAACUCCUCCUACCACCGAGGAGACCCAGAGUUUGAGGCCAUGCUUCGCUACAGCCAGGGCAUCGUGGACACUGUGGCCAAGGACAGCCUGGUGGACAUCUUCCCCUGGUUACAGAUUUUUCCCAAUGCAGACCUGCGUCUUCUAAAGCAGUGUGUUUCAAUCAGAGACCGACUUCUACAGAAGCAAUAUGAUGAACACAAGGCAGACUACAGUGACCAUGUGCAGAGAGACCUGCUGGACGCUCUGCUGAGAGCCAAGCGCAGCGCUGAGAACAACAACACAGCAGAGAUCAGUGCAGAGUCUGUGGGCCUCAGUGACGACCACCUCCUCAUGACUGUGGGAGACAUCUUUGGAGCCGGUGUGGAGACCACCACCACCGUGCUCAAAUGGGCCGUCACCUACCUCAUCCAUCACCCGCAGGUGCAGAGGCGUAUCCAGGAGGAGCUGGACAGUAAGGUGGGGGGGGGGCGGUCCCCCCAGCUCAGUGACAGAGGCAGUCUGCCCUUCCUGGAGGCCACCAUCAGGGAGCUGUUACGGAUCCGCCCUGUGGCCCCUCUGCUCAUCCCCCAUGUGGCCCUCAGUGACACCAGCAUCGGGGAUUUCACAGUGAGGAAAGGAACUCGAGUCAUCAUCAACCUGUGGUCUCUGCACCAUGACGAGAAGGAAUGGAAAGACCCUGAGCUCUUUGACCCUGGUCGGUUCUUGAACAGUGAAGGCACAGGUGUGAUCAUCCCGUCGCCCAGCUACCUGCCGUUCGGUGCCGGGGUCAGGGUGUGUCUGGGCGAGGCCUUGGCCAAGAUGGAGCUCUUCCUCUUCCUGUCCUGGAUCCUACAGCGCUUCACCCUCUCGGUCCCACCAGGCCGCUCUCUGCCCAGUCUGGAGGGCAAGUUCGGCGUGGUCCUUCAGCCGGCCAAGUACAAGGUGAAUGCCGUGCCCAGACCAGGCUGGGAGAGAAACAAGUGCCAGGCCUGCUGAGGCUGGCCCCAUGUUCUCCACAGCAGUGGCUCUCAGCUGUGACCUGAACAUACUUCAUGCAGCAGAUGAUCACGCGUGCAGGAGUGAACUGGACAUAUCUUAACAUCUCUUUGUAUGUUUGACUUUUAUUACUAUUUCUUGACAAUGUAACGCAAUCUCAACCAACAGUUCCCAACAUCAUCUAUAAAUAAAACUCUGGGUCUGAUAUACAGUAUUUGAACAAGUUCUCUCUGCUGCCCUGAAAUACUUCACAUAAUAAUCUCAGGCUCCGACCAAGCAAUCUGAUUGGUCAACUAGACAUUUAGGACGUGCUCGUCACCAAAACAUGAGUCCUCCAGGUGCUGCCUCCUUGUUUGCGGAGAGCAGUGAAAAUGUUGCUUUUGAAAGGUGAAACGCCAACAAACCAGCAGAAUAUUCCGUUCGAUGAAAGCAUGUUGGGAAUUGUGGAAAUGAUUAAUCUAUGUGUUUUCAAUAAAUGUUGACUUUUGGACUUU
Messenger RNA from Siniperca chuatsi (mandarin fish), 3092 nucleotides. It is a transcript of the gene cyp17a1, whose product is annotated as steroid 17-alpha-hydroxylase/17,20 lyase. The record is from RefSeq and is a predicted model, not a curated record. Gene Ontology annotation, molecular function: iron ion binding; heme binding; steroid 17-alpha-monooxygenase activity. Gene Ontology annotation, biological process: progesterone metabolic process; hormone biosynthetic process. Bases 1039 to 2598 code for a protein of 519 amino acids. The transcript is spliced from 8 exons. NCBI's taxonomy places the organism in Eukaryota, Metazoa, Chordata, Actinopteri, Centrarchiformes, Sinipercidae.